Molecule: messenger RNA, 5192 nt
Organism: Mobula hypostoma (lesser devil ray)
Lineage: Eukaryota; Metazoa; Chordata; Chondrichthyes; Myliobatiformes; Myliobatidae
Product: prostaglandin E2 receptor EP1 subtype-like
Exons: 3
Coding region: 263-1357 (364 amino acids)
Biological process (GO): adenylate cyclase-activating G protein-coupled receptor signaling pathway; positive regulation of cytosolic calcium ion concentration; inflammatory response
Cellular component (GO): plasma membrane
Molecular function (GO): prostaglandin E receptor activity; thromboxane receptor activity
Source: RefSeq, a predicted model, not a curated record
GAAAUAUUCUCGGGCUAUUCUAGGCAUCGUGGUCCCGAGUGGGAGUCCGACCGGAGAAAAAUGGGUCCCCACCCCCGAAGCUCGGCAGUUCCUUCCCCUCCCCUUGAAUGACUCGACCUACUGAGUCCCUCCCGCACUUGCCCGUUUCACGCCGCGAGUUUGUCGUGAUCUCUGGAAGCCUGCGGGACGACUGAAUAACUAUCGAAGGGGGACGUUUGCGGUGUUGUUAGAGAAGAGGCGCAUUGAUGGAACGGUGUGGGCUAUGGACAUGAUGGAUUGCAUCAUGGGUCAAGGUGCCAACAUGACGACACUCCAUCAGCGCCAUGUGAAAAACUCCAGCGGUGGCCUGGACAACAGCAGCUUGCCACAGGUGAACAUUUCCCAAUGGUUUGCUGGCCCUCCUGUCAGGUCCAUGGCAGUGCCUAUCUUCUCGAUGACGCUGGGAGCCCUGUCCAACAUCAUUGCCCUCUUUAUCCUGCUCAAGAGCUAUGCCAGGUUCCGCCGGAGGUCCAAGGCCACAUUCCUGCUCUUCGCCAGCAGCCUGGUACUCACCGACUUUGCAGGCCACAUCAUUCCUGGUGCUUUGGUGCUCCAAUUCUACUCUGGGAAAAUAGGGAAUGACAGCCACAUAUGCCAGCUUCUGGGAGGCAGCCUGAUCUUCUUUGGCCUCUGCCCGCUCUUCCUUGGUUGCAUCAUGGCAGUGGAGCGAUGCGUAGGCAUCACCAAACCCCUCUUGCACUCAGCGGUGGUCACCUCCACCAGGACUAAACUGGUGAUUGCCAGCCUGUGGGCGCUGGCUGGCAUCGUGGCCAUACUUCCCUUUAUGGGUUUUGGCAGGUACGAGCUCCAAUACUCAAAGACUUGGUGCUUCAUCGCCAUGGGCUCACAGAGCAACUGGAUGGACAGUGGCUUUGCCUUGCUCUUCUCAUUCCUCGGAGUGAGCACGCUCAUUGUGUCCCUGGUCUGCAACACCAUCAGCGGCGUGUCACUCAUCCAGGCACGGAUGAAGAAGAGGAACUACAACCGAAAGGCAAAGUCACAUGACAUUGAAAUGGUUGUCCAGUUGGUUGGGAUCAUGAUGGCUUCGUGUAUCUGUUGGAGCCCUAUGCUGGUGUAUGUGUCUAUUACCCGGAUCCACAAUUGUGAGGACUAUGCUAAGCUCAGCUUACUCGGGGUGAGGAUGGCUUCAUGGAAUCAGAUCUUGGACCCCUGGGUCUACAUUCUUCUGAGACGGGCAGUCCUGAAGAAGAUCUACCAAACUGUCUUAAGAAGGAGUGACAUCAGUAGGACCAUGUUUGACCGAUGGGAGGUCAGCUCCUUCCAGAGCUCUGAUCGAAGUGUGGUCAAGAGGUUUUGAAGGAAAGCUGUGCUCGACCUUUGGAAGUGGUUGCUGUAGAAGGUGGCUGACCUGGAUAUCAUUCAGGUUGAGCCUGGUUCAGUGGAAAAUAGCACACGACGGGAGCUGGACUUUGGCACUGAAAGUGAUUCAGAGGAAAGGGGAAAGUUGACAGUACUUCCCACAGAUGAGGUUUGGUCCCACCCAAGGACAGAACCAUUCAGGAACUCAGUGAGACCAGAGGGCGUUGCAGAUGAGAAGAUUGAGUUCAAAAGGGAAUUGAGUGGAUAGGGUUGGGUGAAACCAUUUUACUGUGGACCAGGACACCAUACUAGAUUGACCCACCACUCAAGGAGACUCAUCUUCUUUUGGUCCUCAGGUUGCGACCACAGAGAAAGACCCUCUUGUGUGAUCGGAGAUGCUACAGGUGGGACGUCAGAGUGUUUUCCUGUUAAAGCAUGGACUUUAUUUAAGAGUUGUAUCAUUAUCCGGCUGUUUGAUGAAUCCAUUCUGAGCACAGAAUACUGAACCACCAUGAAUGAGGCAGUGGACAGCCUCUCCAGGGAAGCCAGAGCAUGAAUAUGGCCUUGGAAGAGAGAGACUCGCAGACCCACAUGAUCCCCUUCCCAUUCCACACCUGGAGUUGUUAAUGGUCUCCUCACCCUUGAUGAGGGUACAAAGGCUGUCAAAGGUUACCAGAAGAAGGCAGGAGAAUGGGGAUGAGAGGGAAAAUAAUUCAGCCAUCGCUGAGUGGCUGAACAAAUGAUGGGCAGAAUGGCCUAAUUCUGUGCCCAAGUCUUAUGGUUCUAACCAUAAGGGGAGCAUUUACAAAAUGAAGAGGGCCUGAUCUGCCCAAGUCUUCUCCACGUGAUGCAAAGCCAUGGGAGAGUGGAGUGUCAGCAGACACUGAGGAGCAGUGGAAGGAAUUGUAAAGAGAUUGCUGGUUGGUGAUUAGCGGGGCAGAGAGAUCAUUUGACUUCCACCCUGGCUGAUCUUGCAUACCAGUGGCUUGAGGUUAACUGGCUGACAUUCUAUUAUUGGGCUUGCCCAUCUCUACAGCCUGCCUUCUCCCCAUAACCUUUGAUACCCUUACUAAUCAAGAACCGAUCAUCCUCCUCUUUAAGUGUCCCCAGUGAAUUGGCCUCCGCAGCCAUCUGCGGUAAUGAAUUCAACAGAUUCACCACCCUCUGGCUAAAGAAAUUCCAACCGAUCUCAGUCCUAAAGAGAUGUCCCUCUAUUUUGAGGCUGUGCCCUCUGGAUCUAGACUCUCCCACUUCUGGAUGCAUCUUCUCCACAUCCUCUCUAUUUAUGCCUUUCAAUUACCUUCUCCAUCACCUGCCCCAAUUCUUUCAAUGCCCAGACAUAUUUUGGUCUCAGCUUUUAAUACACAAGGGCUGAGGCUCCAAGGCCCUCUGGAGAAGGAAAUUACAUAAAUGGGAAGCAACCUCUCCAUUAAUGGGAAGUAACCUCUCAGUUGUCAAUCCUCCUCAGAAGUUCCUACCCUUAACUUUUCACUUGUCUAAUCUUCAAAGUGCAUGGGCCCAUUCCAUUCAACCUCUCCUCAGUGGAAACCUCAUCCCUGAAUUCCCUCUGGUAGAGAGCUUUUCCAGUGGGAAUUAACAUUUUGAGGGAAGAGUCGUUUUAUUGGUGGGAGGGGGGGGUUCUCCGCUAUGAAAGAAAGGUAGCUGGGGUAAUGUUCACAAUGUUCAGCCCACACCUGUAACAUCAAUGUCAUUGGUAGCCAGUGAGAUCCUAAUGGACAAGCCCUCUGUGCUCCACUGGAUUUGCCCCUCUGUGCACCAUUCGAUUUGCUCCUCUGUGCUCCGUUCAAUUUGCCCCUCUGUGCACCAUUCGAUUUGCCCCUCUGUACUCCUUUGGAUUUGCCCCUCUGUACUCCAUUGGAUUUGCCCCUCUGUGCACCAUUUGAUUUGCCCCUCUGUACUCCUUUGGAUUUGCCCCUCUGUGCACCAUUUGAUUUGCCUGUCUGUGCUCUGUUCGAUUUGCCCCUCUGUGCUCCGUUGGAUUUGCCUGUCUGUGCUCCGUUCGAUUUGCCCCUCUGAGCACCAUUUGAUUUGCCCCCUGUGUAUUGCUCGAUUUGUCAGUGACACCUGUGUUGAAAGCAAGCACUCUGCACCUUUUGCUUUCCCUCGUUUCCUGGGAAUCCGGGUAUGUCUGGCUGGCAUCAGUCACACAUCCUGGAUUACCCUUGAGAAGGCGGUGACAAACAGGCUUCCCAAUCAGCUGAGCUGUUUCCCCUCUGGGGAAGCAGGCAGGGGCCCAGAAUUAAAUCCGGUCACAUGGAAGAGACACGUUCAAUUCAGGAUGGUGUGCGAACUCGGUAGUCUCCCCUUGGAUCUGUUACCCUUGCCCUUCCUGGUGGUAGAGGUCCCAGGUUUGGAAGGUGCUCUCGGCGUUCCCUUGGCCAGUAACUGCGGUGCAGUUGGAUCCACGCAAUGAGUAAGGACAUUGUGGUGUGUUGAAAAAGAGAUCUUGCCAUUUUGGAUCCCAGCAAGAGAAAGGUUAAAUCCUUAAAGAGUCCUUUAAGACCAACGGUCGAAGCAUGAACCUGGGCUCACUUUAAGUCAGAUAGUUAUAAAAGAUAGAACAUCGAAAAACAGAGCACAGGACAGGCACUUUAGCCCAUAAACACACGAGAUACAGGAAAUCUUAAGUAACACCACUCAAACUGAAUAGAGGAACUCAGCAAGUCAGUUCUGAUGUAGGGUCUUGGCUUGGAACAUUAACUCUUUAUUUUCCUUCUACAGGCCCUUUGGCACAUGCUGUCUGUGCCCAAUUGAAACUAAUUCCAUCCUCCCGCAAAGUAUCCAUAUUACUCCAUUCCUUGCAUAUUUGUGUGUAUACUUUAGAGCCUGUUAAACACCACUAUCAUGUUUGCUUUGUGCACUACCCAUAGCAGCCCAUUCCAGGCAUCUAUCAUUUGUCCCGCUCAUCUCAUUUAAACUUGGUCCUCACCCAUCACUUUAAACGCACGUCCCUCAUAUUAGCCAUUGGUACACUGGGAGAAGGAUUCUAUCUACCCUAUUUAUGCCUCUCAUAAUUUUAUAAACAUCCAUCAGGACUUCCAUCAGCCUCUGCUGCUGCAGAGAAUACAACCCAAUUUUGUCCAAGCUCUCCUGAUAGCUCAGGUGCUCUAAUCCAGGCAGCUGCUAGUAAACUUCUUUGGUAUCCUUUCUAAAGCCUCCACACCCUUCCAUGAUGGCCAGGGGAUUUGAGUUGACGGAGAGAUUGAGGUGCUAAACAAAAAGCCCCAUCUUCUCCCUUAGGAGAUACACAAUAUCUCAUGGGAAUACUUCAAUGGAGAGCAUAGGAAAUCCUAUUGGCACCAACCAAUGUGUUUCAAAUGCAGACCUUUCAUGCCUAUCCGCUGUAGUUCUUGGAAAGCUUGCUCGGAAAUUCUUGUUACAUUAGCAGUUGCACUGUUCUGUUGCAAAACUCUACGUAAGGCAACCUUCAUCCUUCUCCUACAAAGUAGACAUGUUCCCUGCAAAGGGCCACAUACCAAAAAAUAUUAAAAGGUCACUGUUUACUAGAAAGUUCCAAGUACAUAAGGAGUCUACAUAGUGACUUAUCACGUGAAGGAGACAUGUCUUCCACACAACAGUUGUUGACUUUGAACUCCUUAGAUCACUGCACUUUAUCUCACAAAAGUAGCACUUAGAAUGAAAUAUCUAUACUUGCUACGAUCUCAGUACUGUUUACCUGUGUUCAAAAUGGCAAAUAAUAACUUCAGCUGUAAGAAUUUAAAUGUAUCUAUAGAAAAUGAAUAUAUUUAAGAACUAUUAAAAAUGUUUUUUAAGGAAAUAUAUUGUGCUGUGUAUUUUUGUAUUGUGGGCUA